Molecule: messenger RNA, 3695 nt
Organism: Ficedula albicollis (Collared flycatcher)
Lineage: Eukaryota; Metazoa; Chordata; Aves; Passeriformes; Muscicapidae
Gene: IQCE
Product: IQ motif containing E
Exons: 22
Coding region: 81-2027 (648 amino acids)
Molecular function (GO): protein binding
Source: RefSeq, a predicted model, not a curated record
UAUUCAGUAGCAAAUGUCCUAUCUGUGUUUCCCAGGGAGAUGACAGCCUGUCUGUGAUAACCUGGGAGUCAGACACAGCAAUGAAGUUAAAGAAGAAGAUUUUUCACAAGCCCCCAAAGUCACCAAAGUCUCCCUACAGCUCAAGCACACAAUUGUAUCCCAAAAAAGCUGCAGCUUGGAGAUCUCUGCAGGGAACGGGCAGUGCUUGUUUUGAGAAUGCAGCUGUUAAAAAUCCAAGGCAUAUGUGGCUGGGAUCUCUGAAACAAGGAUUGAGCCAUGCUCUGAAAUCAGAUGUUGACACAGGGCAUGUGCAAGCUAAUGUUUCCAGUAGCACUCCAGAGUAUUUGAAGGAAGCUCUAGGAAUGAAAAAGCCAAAACAUUCUCGUUCUUCCAGUAAUGGCUACAUUCCUGGAACUCCUGACUACAAAGAGAAAGAAGAUAUGUAUGAUGAAAUUAUGGAACUGAAAAAGACAAUACAAGCUCAGAAGAAUGAGGGAGACCGAAUGAAAACAAAACUCCGUCGACUGGAAGAGGAGAACAAUAGAAAGGAUAAACAGAUUGAACAAUUGCUGGAUCCUUCCAGAGGCUCUGAGUUGGCACGAGCUUUGUCAGAAAAGAAAACUGAUAAUGGAUGGGUGGUUACUGGAUUAAAGCAGAAGAUUGUCAAGCUCGAAGAGCAAUGCAAGGAGAAAGACAGCACUAUUAAUGAAUUCCAGGCAGACAUGAAGACCAGUAAUUUGGAAGAAGUGAGGUUAGCCAUGGAAACCUACUAUGAAGAGGUUCAUCGCCUCCAACUGCUCCUGGCCAAGUCUGAGACUAUGAGGAAAAAUACAGAGGGCAGAGACACCCAAAAACGACUGAAGGCUCUGAAUGCUACUGUGCUGAGGCUGUCCAGGAACGUGAAGGAAUUGCAGGCUGAGAAUCGGAGGCUGAAGGAAGAUCUGGAUCAUGUGCUGAGCAGUUCCCCUCCUCCCAGUAAAACCAAAAAUUAUAGUGAGUGGAGCAGACAGAGGCUGGUGAGGAGGAUUUCAGAUCUAGAAAAAAAAGUGUGUGCCAUGGAGAGCAGCAGGAUGUCCUCAGCUGAUAGUGAGACAUCACAAGUGCUUGCUGUGUCAUCUUCACCUUCUGUGGACCUGGAUCAUCCAGCAUCCCAACAUUUAGACCAUGGUGAGGAAUGCUGUCGCCUCCAAAGGCUGGUGAAGAAACUGAAGAGUGAUAGGAAGGCACUUCAGAAUCUCCUGCGCAGUAAAGAAUUAGAUAUCCAGCAGUUACUGCAGGCUAAGGCUGAAGUGGAGCUGGAGCUGCAGAAGUGGCAGAGUAAGAUAGAAGAAAAGAGUACAGAAGAGCAGACUUUAAGUGAGGAAAUUCAGAACCUGACCCAGAAAGUAGGGAAACUGGAGUUAAAACUGGAGGAAGAGAAAAGACAAAUAGAAGAAGAUACAGUGGAAAAGCUUAAUAAGGCUCCACCAGUCUGCACAGUUACAGGCAAAGAAAAUCACAGGAAAGAUCAAGCAGCCAAAAUUAUCCAGAGAUACUGGAAGAUGUACAAAACCAAGAAAGAAGAAAUUGCUCUGGAUGGGGCAGUUGUUCUGCUCCAAGCAGCCUUCAGAGGACAUUUAUCCCGACAGAAAGUGCUGCUGGGUGUCGGGGUGCCUGAUGCAAAGUCUCACACUGAGAACUCCUGCUCUUCCAUGUCAGACUCCUUGAGCUUUUCUUCUGAUUGCAAGAAGGGAGAUGAGAUUGUGACAUUCAUCCAGUCCAUUUUCAGGGCUCACUUAGCACGUACAGGACUGCUUCAGGAGAGGCUUUCUGUGCCCAGUGCAAAAGCAGAUCCUGCAAUUUACAUCACAGAGAAGAAACCAGGCUCAGCAGCACUCCAGAGACCUUCAAUCCUCACAUCUCCUUUUCCUGGCAGAUGCUGCUCUGCUCCCUGUGAGCCCCUGGAUGAGGCUCACUCCGACGACUCCGACGACAUUGUUGUUGUCCCUCCCUUGCUGCAGGUGAAGAAAAGCUACAGCCACUUCUAAGGGUCAACUCUUAAUGUGUAAAAAUACUUGUCAUAGGAGAUAGAAGUGUCUGGACUGUUCACCUGGCUACAUUGUUCAUACCUAAUCAAGGCAGUUUGGUUCGGGAGCAGAAGUGGUAGGUUGGAUUAUAACAGAAAUUAGGACUGCAUCUAGAAAAAGCACUCACAAUAUAAUUAUCCAUGGAAAGACCAAAGGCUGAUGGGCUGUUGAGGAUUUAAUUGGGGGAGGGGAUCAUUCCAGAUCUUCUCUACUGACUGUUUCUUUGACUGGAUAGUUCCUACUGUUGCACCAACAUCCUUCGAAGACAUUGAAAUGUGUGUGGGGUUUUUUAAGGUGAACUAGAUAAAUCAUGAUACUUAUUGGAAGGGGAAAUUAAUUUUACAAGCACGUGGUGGUUUUCUGGAAACACUAAUGGUUUCUUUGUCAUCAAAGAGUAAUAAAGUCUCCUGUAAACAGAAAGCACACUCUUAAAUAUAAGAUUUUUAUCACCUUUUCUAAAUUAAAAAUCAGUCACCACUAUUUCUCAGAGUACCAAUAAGUCAGGGCUGUCUCAAUUCUGUGAUUUCAAUGAAGCACUAUCUGAGGCUUAUCAUAGUUUGUGCCAGUACUUACAGCCAAAGAGGAAACUGGAUGGCUGCAGCACAAUGCAGCUAAUUUCAUUUAAUCCCAUCGGUGGAAAUGCUGCCUGUGCUAUUUCCAAAGGCAGUUUUGGGAGCUCUCCAUACCCCAAGCAGUCUGAAGAAUGUCAUUUGCACUCCUACUGGAUAAAUUUUUCCUGCUGGUGCUUUGGUCACAUGGCUGUCAUCUGCAGGAAGGAGAAAAAAAUACAUAUAAAAGAAAAGGGAUAGAUCCUUCUGGUAGAAGCUGGGAUCUGUUUCCUUCAUUUUCUGGAGGUCAUGUUAAGAAGAAGGGUCAUUUUGCUAAAUGGAAGCAGUGCUGUACUGAGUUGUUGUGUAUAUUUCAGGUCUGUAACUGUGACUCUGUCAUGGAUCUCUCCAGAGAGUAACCAGAGAUGAGGUCUGACACAUUAAAGGGAGACAGUGUAAUGUGUCAGGACCAAGGCUGAUACCAAAUACCUGCCUGGCUGUCAUCCUACAGGGAAAUACUGGGGCAGCAAAUGCAAUAAAGAAAACAUUAUUUUACUUUGCUGUAGUGAGAAACACGCCAGUUUUAGGAAGUUGAUACAGAGCAGUAGGGUUUGUGUUUGAGCUGAACAUGUGACCAGCAGCAGCCCUGUCAAUAGACAAAUUCUGGGAUAAAUGGGAGAUAGGACCUUGGGAUGACCCAGACACAGGCAGAAACCAGGGUAAAAAGGAGCAAAUUUUUUCUGGGGUGAAUUAAAACGUGUCUAAAAGUUUUUAAUCUUGGGGUUGUUAUCUCCCAGCUAUCAAAAAUCUGAUACCAACCUUGAGAUGGCCUUCAAACUCAUAUCUUUCUUUGGAAGGUAAUGAUGUGUUCACUACACAGAAGUUUGGUACAGUAGGAAGAGAAACCUUCACAGUAUUAACCUUAUGUGUUUUUGUUGUACACUGUGAUGGAAUAUGUUGGAGGGAGUAAUGAUUUUCACUAGAUUUAGUUCUGUGGUUAUCUAUCUGAAUGCCAGCACCCAUAAAUCUGGCACAGAGAAGGAAGAAAAAGUUAAUUAAUUAAUUAAUUAAUUAAUGGCAU